Messenger RNA from Dunckerocampus dactyliophorus (ringed pipefish), 2534 nucleotides. It is a transcript of the gene lemd3, whose product is annotated as LEM domain containing 3. Gene Ontology annotation, cellular component: nuclear inner membrane. Gene Ontology annotation, biological process: negative regulation of BMP signaling pathway; nuclear envelope organization. The coding region runs from base 39 to 2471 and encodes 810 amino acids. The transcript is spliced from 13 exons. The record is from RefSeq and is a predicted model, not a curated record. Lineage: Eukaryota; Metazoa; Chordata; Actinopteri; Syngnathiformes; Syngnathidae. Gene Ontology annotation, molecular function: chromatin DNA binding.
UUCCGUCAUAAAGUCCUUUGCGAAAGAGUUUGACCAAGAUGGCGUCAACGCAGCUAACCGACGAGGAUAUUUUCUCCGAAUUGAAGCGCUUUGGUUUCACUCCCGGACCGGUGACCGAAAGAACUCGACCGGUGUACUUGAAGAAACUGAAGAAGCUUCGGGAGGAGCGGCAGCAGCAGCGAGGGGUUCGAGCCGCCAAAACCCGCAGCGGCGACGGGGCCAUCAACAUCAACACGGCGGGAUUCGGGCCAGCCAGUCGUGACGUCACGCACCUGAGCUCCAGCAGGAGACCCGGCCGGAAGUCGACCGUUCUCGGGUUCAGCUCGGACGAGUCUGACGCUGAAACUCCGCUGAAAAGAAGCGACGGGGGACCGAAACAACAAGCGAAAAAGCCCGCUGAAACACCGUGUGUUAAAAGUCGACAUGGCGCUGGGAGUACACUGAACAAUUCUCCAGACGAGGUGUCGUCGAGUUGGGGACUCGGUGUUAAAUCUUGCCCGGAAGCGGAUGGAAGGGAUUAUGGCGACUCUGAAGACGAAUUUGACGGCGGGGAAGAGAAGUCCCCUCGCUCUUUAAAUGGCAGCAGGGCGUCACACUUAAACAGCAGCAAGCUAGCCGGGAAUUACUCAGACUCGGACGAGGAGGGGAUUUGGGGCCUUGGUGGAGACAGACAGCGGGGUAGUCUGGAACCCAGACGGGGCCACGCAAAGGCGGGUUCCUUACCCCACGUCAUCGCCCGUGGGUCUCACUCGCCCGGGGGUGUAAAUAUGGUGGGGAGACGUCGGGAAGAAGACGAAGGAGACACCGCAAAGAGAAGGGACUCCAUGAGAAAGACUAUCUACGUGUCCCUCUCCGAGAACCACAGAGGAGAUGUAGACAAAAACCACCACGCCGACGAGGAGAAUAGUAACCCAAGUCGGUUCAGCAUCGGCCUUAGACCGCGUUUUUCCACCUACAGCAGCCUGGCCCAGACCUACAGGGCCAACCACUCCAACCAUAACUCCCCCAACCACUCUUACAGCCCCCCGUUGCUGAAGGAGAAGCCACCCACUGCACCGGAGGAUGACAUUUUCCAGCAGUUCAAAAGGGAAGAGGUGGCGGCCCCAAGCAGCUUCACCGCCCACUACCUGUCCAUGUUCCUGUUGACCGCAGCCUGCCUCUUUUUUCUCCUCCUGGGCCUCAUGUACCUCCGGAUGAGAGGUACUGGGUCACCGGAAGUGGACGGAGUCGUUAAGAAUCACCCUUUUGGCAGUGAGUUUGAUGAUACAUAUGAUAAGCCUGUGAGGGACCUCAUCUUGAAGUUGCUUCUCAAUCUCCACGACCAUCUGGCACACAUUGCUGGCCGACAUGACUGUGGAGAUCAGCAGUAUCCAAACAGAAGUCUGUCCAUAGCUGAGGCCUCUGCAUAUUUGAUGGCUCAAAAUGAGGAGUUUGAAGAUUUAAUCUACUCAUCGCUUGAGUGGAUCAACCGGACAUGCCAAGAUGUUGGCAUAAGGCUUAUUGGGCAGGUAGCGGAUGAGCCCAUGACUGAUGUGUCGGAAAUCUCUCGGCUGGAGUCGACACAUCCAAAGAUGCCCUUCACGUGCCGCUUCCGCCGAGCUUUCUUCACAGUCAUCAGCAGAGUCUUCCUCUUUGUGGCUGUGGUUGGCGGUGUGUGGGGUCUGGUCUGCUACGUCAAGUAUCACUGGAAGAAAGAGGAGGAAGAAACCAGGCAGAUGUACCACAUGGUGGAGAGGAUCAUUGAUGUGCUAAGGAGCCAUAAUGAGGCAUGCCAAGAGAACCAAGACCUUCAACCCUACUUGCCCAUACCCCAUGUCAGAGACUCCCUUGUCCAACCUCAGGACCGGAAGAAAAUGAAGAGGAUUUGGGAGCGUGCUGUGAGCUUUCUGUCUGCGAACGAAUCCAGAAUCCGAACAGAGAGUCAAAUAAUUGGGGGGGCCGACUAUCUUGUCUGGAGGUGGAUCCAACCGUCUCUCAGUUGCGACAAGACCACCUCAAUCCCCUCAAAAGUCUGGCAGGGGAAAGCCUUCCCUCUGGACCGCAGGAAUUCCCCUCCAAACAGCCUAACCCCGUGCCUGAAGAUCAGGAACAUGUUUGACCCAGUCAUGGAGGUUGGAGAGAACUGGGAUCUCGCCAUCCACGAGGCCAUCCUGGAGAAAUGCAACGAUAACAAUGGCAUCGUCCACAUUGCGGUCGACAAGAACUCGCGAGAGGGCUGCGUCUAUGUGAAGUGCCUCUCUGCAGAACACUCAGGGAAAGCCUUCAAGGCACUCCAUGGCUCUUGGUUUGAUGGUAAGCUGGUGACAGUGAAAUACCUGCGCCUGGACCGGUACCACCAGCGCUUCCCUCAGGCUCAGGCCUGCAGCACACCCCUGACGGCCUCCAGCCUCCACACCAAUGCCACAAGCACCACGAACACUACGCCCGGUCUCCAGCCCCGCUGCUCGAGCGACUCCUCAGGCUUCUCGUGAGAUGAAUUUUUGCAGUUUUUUGUUGCUCGACGUGGAGGACUAAAGUCUGCCAUGGGAGAGACC